Messenger RNA from Daldinia loculata, 2738 nucleotides. Its product is annotated as glycoside hydrolase family 76 protein. Gene Ontology annotation, biological process: carbohydrate metabolic process. The record is from RefSeq and is a predicted model, not a curated record. The transcript has a single exon. Lineage: Eukaryota; Fungi; Ascomycota; Sordariomycetes; Xylariales; Hypoxylaceae. Bases 460 to 2376 code for a protein of 638 amino acids.
CAAAAAGAUCGUCUGACAAUAUCCCUCGUAAACUCGGGCAUUUUAGCGGCAACAAUUUCGACCACACAGAAUCCACAGAAUCUCGAAUCUUAGAUCUCACUUAGCCCUUUUACAGCCUCAAUCUUCGAAACUACAUAAGUAUCUCGUACAAGUAAUGUGAUGGUGAUUUGAGUGUUCAACUCGUUUCGCCGAAGCGUAGCCUUGCUCCAGUCGAGUCGCACAAAUCGAGAUAUCCCUCAUUAGACCUCGGUACUACGACGCGAUCUGCGACUAAAUUACUAUCUAUCUACGCUUACUGUUGUUUCGUGUUUAUUUUGAUGUUGAUGUCUGAAUACAGACUUCCGUUAAAUAGUCAAUAUCGAUAGUACCGAUCGCUAUGGUUUGAACUCCGCUUACGAUAUUUAGUUAUUCUUUAUCCUUAUUUCCCAUUGCCCCUAGAAUUAGGUAUUUGCUAUCAAGAUGGCUCCAUCGCUCAUUCGCGUUAAAUGCCUCCUCGCCGUCCUGUUUGCCGGUAGCGCUACCUAUGGAUUAUCCAGCCCCGGCGUGGACAAGUCGUCAUUGAUACAAGAAUGCCCGAUCUUCUUCGAUACGGUCAAGCGAUGCGAUCCUAUCGCGCCUGAAAGUUUCUUGCCUCCUCAUUUGGCGAGACUCGACAAGGACAAAGGAUCUCAUUCCCCAGAUCUGAACGUCCUCGUCGAUCUUCUUGACGCAAUGCAUGUCAUGCAGACGCAAUAUUUCGCGACGUGGCUCGGGACCUGGCCCGAGUCCAUCGACUGGACCGCGGCCGUUAUGGGUACCUACGUCUCGGGGGCCGUGCGUAGCCUUUCCGAGGCGUUGGUGCACAUCAACUCAGACGAAAAAAGCGCUAUAGACUUGAAAUUGGAGUUGAAUCUGGUCGACAAAUACUUCACUCAGAUUGCGGGGUAUUACUUUGGACAGGACGCGUUUGCGAUCCGCAACGAGGCAUACGAUGAUAUCCUCUGGGUGGUGCUCGGCUGGCUCGAGACCAUUCAGCUGGUGAGCAUGCACAGCGAUCUUCAUUUCAAGUCAAAUGAGCAAGGGGAGGUUGCUAAGCCCGAGACAAGUAAACAUCGAGGAAUCAAUGACUUCUUCUCGAACCAGCCUUACCAUGGAAAUCUCUGGGUUCCCGCGUUUGCUCAUCGUGCGCGAGUUUUUUGGGAUCUAGCAACCCACGGGUGGGAUACAAAGCUGUGCGGCGGCGGGAUGGUCUGGAACCCUCGUCUUUUGCCAUAUAAAAAUGCCAUUACCAACGAGCUAUUUAUCGCAGCUUCCAUAUCCAUGUAUUUAUACUUCCCUGGAGAUGACAACACUUCACCAUUCUUUAGUGCCGGCAACCCUGAGGCAUCCCCUCUUCAUGUGCCUAGCGGGCCGAGAGACGCGAAAUACCUGAAAGCUGCUGUGGAAGGCUAUAAGUGGCUUGUUGAUUCUAACAUGACCGACCGUAGGGGCCUUUACACUGACGGGUUCCACGUUAGCGGGUAUAGCGACACUGGGAAUAAUAACACGAAGUGCGAUCAGCGGAAUAACAUGGUUCUCUCGUAUAAUCAAGGCGUACUCCUCACGGGACUGCGCGGACUAUGGGAAGCAACCGGCGCCUCCUCAUUCCUUUUGGACGGGCACAAGUUGAUCCAGAACGUAAUCAAGGCAACCGGUUACAGUCUUGCCUGGGACGCGCCUCUCGAAACCCUCAUGAGGCUGUAUCCCGGGCAGCUCCCAAGAUGGCACGGUCUAGGCCGAGCAGGCGUGAUGGAAGACCCGUGCGACGCAAGCGGGACUUGCAGUCAAGACGGACAGACUUUCAAAGGCGUCUUCUUCCACCAUCUCACGGCCUUCUGCGCGCCACUGGUCGCGCCCGACACUAACGUCGACGAGCGCGCUUUUGACGCGGUCAAAAGUGCCCACAGCAGAGCCUGUUCAACCUACAGCGGCUGGCUAAAACACAACGCGCAGGCAGCGUUGCGCACCCGCGACGAACACGGCAAAUUCGGGCAAUGGUGGACGGCCGGGUUACUCGCGCACCGCUGGGCCGGCCCGUGGCCUACCAUGAAGGACGACGGGGUGCCGCAUAAAAACGGCAUCGACUACCGCAACUACGGCGUGCCGAACGACACCACAUGGCGGGCCGCGCCGCCUAGUAAAGACAAGCCUGGCGUCCACUUGCCAGUUGAAAGACCGUUCGCAGAUUCAGAUCAAGCGCAGAAACCCAUGCACGGCUCUGCGGAGAAAAAGAAACGCCAGGCGCAAGAUUCCAGCUCGAAAGACCCGAACACGCGCGGCCGCGGCAGAACAGUCGAGACCCAGGGCGGCGGACUGGCGCUGCUUCGAGCGUAUUGGAAGAUCGCGCACGCGCCUUAGUAAGGUAGCGCCGUCAGCGACUCUUUUCGGUCGAGUUAGUCAGAUAGAGCGGGUGCUGUCGUAAGCUUAUUUAUUAUUGGCAUUUGGUGGUAUAUAAUCCGAUCUAAGAGAGUCAGCAAGUCAGAUAGUCUCUCCAUAUCGAACCGCAUCGCGUGUACAUACAUAUACGAAUACCUAGGUAUCGUUAGGAGUGGAUAGUUGGUUUAGAGUGGGCGCAAUAUUAGGAGGUAGGUCUAAGCAUAGGUACACACAUACAAACACUAGACUAGCGGUUAGAUACAUAUUAUUCUGGAGACGACGACGACGGAUCUAGGUAGCGUAAGGUACAGUUUUGUCUGACCGGAUAGCUUCUAUUUAAGCUU